This is a messenger RNA of Panthera uncia (snow leopard), 2629 nucleotides long. RefSeq names its product zinc finger protein 19 (gene ZNF19). NCBI's taxonomy places the organism in Eukaryota, Metazoa, Chordata, Mammalia, Carnivora, Felidae. The record is from RefSeq and is a predicted model, not a curated record.
AUGGUGGCCAACUAUUAUCUGCUGGCUGUGCGACCGCAAGCUCCUCCGAGAGAAACGCCUGCCUCCUCCCAGGGGUCGGCCCAGAGGGAACCGGAGGAAACCCGAAAAAUCGCCAGAAUCCUAGAGGGGAGGAAGCGCGGAGCGAGAGACGCGCCGGGCGAUGACGCACUUCUGGCGCGCCUCCUGCCCUAUGCCAGCAGUCCGCCGGCAGCCGCCGGCCGCGGGAGCCCCCGCCCUUCAUUGAGAGGGAGCUCAGGUGAUGGCAGCCAUGUGCCUGAAGGCCUGGCACCAGGAUACCCUGUUUGCAGACGUGUCCUGAUGUCACUUCUGGAGGAAGGGGAUUUGUCUUGGGGCCUGGAGACACAGGAUGAUCCACCUGCAGAGAGUACCAAUGAUGUCUGUCAAGAUGCUGAGACCAACACUGACAGUGAGUCCACAUCAACACAGGGAAUUUCUGAAGAAGAUGUGAUGAUAUCACUUGGGCUGCUACAGAGUGUUUCUCGGGAAAGUGAAUUUCCAGGAACAUGUGAACUGGAGAAACACCAGGAAAUCUCCACAGCGAAAAAUAUUAAAAGAAAGGAUGAGAGAAUCUUCUGUGCAAGGAAACCCUUCAGAUGUGAGGAAUGUGGGAGAUGCUUCAGCUUUUUUUCUUACUAUGUUAGACACCAGAGAAUCCACACUAGGGAGAAACCCUACCCAUGUGAGGAGUGUGGGAAAUCCUUUAAUGGCAAUUCUUCAUUAAUUCGGCACCAGAGAAUCCACACUGGAGAGAAACCCUAUCAGUGUGAAGAAUGUGGGCAAGCCUUCAAGAAUAGUGCCAAUCUAAUCAGGCACCAGAGAAUCCACAGUGGGGACAGACCUUAUCUCUGCAAGGAGUGUGGAAAUGGCUUCCCCAGUAGUUCUGAGUUUGUUAUACAUCAGAGAAUCCACACUGGGGAGAAACCUUAUGAGGGUAAGAAGUGUGGAAAAACUUUCACUGUUAAGUCAACACUAAGUCGGCAUCAGAGAAUCUACAGUGGAGAGAAAUCAUACGAGUGUCUCAAGUGUGGGAAAACCUUUAGGACUUCCUCUUCAGCUACAUCAUCCUGAGUAUGCCCACCCUAGGGAGAAGCCUGUCCUGGACCUUGGUUCCUUUGGCCUCCCAGCAUUUUUUACCCCCUUUUCAUGGUAAUUACUGCCUUCCUUUUUUUGGAAAGCUACUCUUCCCUUACUCAACAAUUGAUGUGGUAUAGGUGUGGCUCUGUUCCCCACUGGAAGGGUGGUACUUGUGGUCUAGUCUAGCCCAUCUAUACUCUUCCUUCCCUCUGCCACAAUGAUAGGUUCAAGUGACCAGGUUCAUCCAUUUUUCCAUCUUUCUCCAGAUUUGGGAAUUGACUUAUACAGCAUUGCUAGAAGUAGCUAUGAGGCUGUUCUUUUUCUGUGCUUUGGAACAGUUUCAGAAGCCUAGCAGUUAUCUGUUCCUUGGAAAUCUGGAAAAAAAAAAUCCACCUAAUAAAGCUGGCUGGGCCAGUUGCUUUUGUUGGCGGUAGUAGAGGAGAAGAGAUCUUUACUACUUUAUAAGUUCUUUCUGUGGCAUUGAGCCAGUUACAUUGUCUAUUUUUUCUUGAAUCAGUAUUGGUAAUUUAUAAUUUUUUAAUUUUUUAAAUUUAUUUUGAGAGAGAGAGAGAAAAUGGGGGAGUGGCAGAGAGAGAGGGAGAGAGAGAGAAUCCCAAACAGUUUCCGUGCUGUCAUUGUGGAGCCUGAAGCAGGACUCGAACUUAAAAUGACCUGAGCUGAAACCAAGAGUCAGAUGCUUAACUGACUGAGCCCAGGUGCCCCUGUAAUUUAUAAUUUCUUACUGACACUUACAAAUUAUUAGCCCUGACUUUUACUCAGAUAAUGUAUCCUGUUUAAAAUAUUUUCAAUAUAUGCUCCUUGGCAUUCUUAAAUUUGUUGGUUGACAAAAUCUGUAUGGUUCUAUUACUCAUAUAUUUACAUGCAAAAGCUUGACAUUUGUCCUUAUAAUGCCUAGAAUAGCAUGUCUGCCAUUACCUUAUAACCAAAGAAAUGGCCUGGGUUAUCCAUCUAAAGCAGGGUUUCUCAAACUUGACACUAUCAGCAUUUGGGACCUGACAGUUUUUUGUUGGCGCUAUCCUAUGCACCAUAGGAUAGGAUGUUUAGCUUACUCAAUGACUUCUGCCCACUAGAUACUAUUUGCAACACUCUUGCCUGCCCCCACUCAUGAAAAUCAAAAUGGUCUCCACCCAUCUAGAGAGAUCCUAAGGUAUGUUUUUGUAAAAAUAAGGAGCCAGUCCUCUUCUUUGGAUGCAUGUCAGUCUGUGCCCUGUUCCCUCCCAUGCCACUUUGUACUGUCAACUACUUGUCAUGACAAUUCUCAAUUCUCAAUUCUCAAUUUCACUUCCUAAACAGUUCUGCAGUAGUAUCCCUUCUUCACAGUCCUGGUCUUUCUUAAUGUGACUGGAUCUUCACCCCUAAGGAGGACAGGUGUUUUGUUUUUUUUUUUUAGUUUGGUUGGUUUUUUGGCUUUACUACUUCUUUGGCAGUGAGAUGACAUUUGUGGACCUACUCUGAAACUAGUUAUAUUAAAAUACAGUUAAAUGGCUUAAAAAAUAAACCUGUGAUACAGUAA